Messenger RNA from Brassica oleracea var. oleracea, 1041 nucleotides. Its product is annotated as probable carboxylesterase 5. The record is from RefSeq and is a predicted model, not a curated record. Bases 1 to 1041 code for a protein of 346 amino acids. The transcript has a single exon. Gene Ontology annotation, molecular function: hydrolase activity. NCBI's taxonomy places the organism in Eukaryota, Viridiplantae, Streptophyta, Magnoliopsida, Brassicales, Brassicaceae.
AUGACAAAGCAAGUAAGUCACCGACCACUCUUUUCAUUACAUUACUUCUUCAAAUUUCAUUCACGUUCCAAAGAUCCAAAAAUGGAAUCUGAUCUUGUCUCCGAGCAUCCUCCCUUCAUCAGGAUUUACAAAGACGGUCGCAUCGAGCGUCUCACCGGCACCGAAAUCAUUCCAACAUCACUAGACAAAACAAACGACGUCGUUUCAAAAGACGUACUAUACUCACCGGAGCAUAACCUCUCCGUCCGUCUCUUCCUCCCUCACAAAGCCACCGCCGGUACCAACAACAAGAAACUACCUAUUCUCAUCUACAUCCACGGCGGAGCUUGGAUCAUCGAGUCACCUUUCUCUCCCAUCUACCACAACUACGUAGCCGACGUCGUCAAAUCUGCUAACUGCCUCGCCGUAUCGAUCCAGUACCGCCGCGCGCCGGAGCAUCCGGUUCCGGCGUCGUAUGAGGAUUCAUGGUCUGCGAUUGAGUGGAUUUUCUCACACUCCGAUGGAUCUGGUCCUGAAGAUUGGAUCAACAAACACGCCGACUUCGGUAGAGUUUUCAUCGGCGGAGACAGCGCCGGCGCUAACAUGACUCAUCACAUGGCGAUGAGAGCCGGUAAGGAGAGGCUUGAUCCCAAGAUCAAAGGUAUUGUGGUUGUUCAUCCGGCUUUCUGGGGAACAGAUCCGGUCGACGAGCACGAUGUGCAAGACAGAGAGAUGAGAAGCGGAAUCGCUGAACUCUGGGAGAAGGUCGUGAGCCCUAACAGUGUUAAUGGGACGGAUGAUCCGUUGUUUAACGUGGUUGGAUCCGACUCGGAUCUUUCCGGGUUGGGAUGUGAGAAGGUUUUAGUUGCGGUGGCGGGGAAAGAUGUUUUUGUGCGGCAAGGUUUGGGGUACGCGGCGAAGCUAAAGAAGAGUGGGUGGAAAGGAGACGUGGAAGUUGUUGAGGAAGAAGAGGAGGGACAUGUGUUUCAUCUCCAAAACCCUCAUUCUGAGAAUGCUUCCAAGUUCUUCGAGAGAUUUGUCAAGUUUAUAACCACUCGUUGA